AUGUUGCUGCUCGACCUCCCGAACGAGCUCUUGGAGGCCAUCUCCGUUUCUAUCCUCGACGAUGCCGACAUCAGUGCCUUCAGCCGGACCUGCUGGAGGGCUUUCCGCUCCUCCUCUGCCCACCUCUACCGCAACAACUACCUACACAACGACGGUUCGGCAAUGACCUGGGCACUGAAGAACCAACGCCCCGAGACAGUCCGCCGUGCCAUUGAUGCUGGCAUCGACCUCGUCAAGCUACAUCACAUCACCACCGCCGCCGAGAUCGGCGACUUCGAAGUAUUCCACAGCCUUUUGGCCUGCAAGGACAAUUACGGAGGCUUCGACCAGCUGAGUCGGGACGAAAAGGGCGGCUUCCCUAUCCUCUCCGCCGUCGGGUCCGGCUGCUUCGACAUCGUCAAGACCUUGCUCGAGACCGGCAAGGUCAAUAUCAACAUUCGCGACCGCCACCAACACACCGCGCUCCACGUCGCCGCCCACGACGGAAGCCACGAGAUCGCCACCCUCCUCCUCGAGUACGAUGCCGACGUCUACGCCAAGGACAGCUUCGGUCGAAUCCCCCUCUCCAUUGCUGCGAGCCCGCAUACGUACCAGAACUGCCCUCGAAACCACACCGUCCAGCGAGACAGGGAGAGCUUCCUCGAGACGAUCAACCAGCUCAUCGCCUACGGCUCCCGAGUCGAGUACAGAGAACCCGACGGCGAGACAGCCCUGCACAGCGCCGCCUCUGCUGGGUUCUGCGAUGUCGUCGAGCUUCUCGCCACUCGAUACGGCGCCGAUGUCAACACCCGAGACGGAGCUGGGCGUACACCCCUACACACCACGAGUCUAUACCUGGGCAAGCUGGAUAUGACCAAGCUGCUGGUGUCGCUGGGUGCCAACCCAAACGCCCUGAGCAAAGAGGGCCAGAACUCGCUGUCGAUGGACCGCAAUGCCGAGGAGCCCGCCCUGGUCGCCGAUUACCUGCUCGAGCACGGCGCCAGGAUGGUCAUCGACAUCAAGGGGGCGACACCCCUUCACAUGGUCGGCUUCAUGGGCUCGGUAGAGCUGGUGGACGUGCUGCUCAAGCACGGCGCGGACAUCAACGCGCAGGACAUCAAGAAGAUGACGCCGCUGCACUGCGCCGCCCAGAUCCCCGAAGCCGGAGACGUCAUCCGCAGGCUGGUCGAGCGGGGCGCCAACGUCGGGAUCAAGAACAUGCAGGGCGAGACGGCGCUGGCGUGCGCCCUCGACAACUACUCCUUCGAGGUCGUCGACUACCUCCUCAAGCAAGGGGCCAGCCCCAACUGCGUCAACCGCUUCGGCGUCCCCGUCAUCCAGGAGGCCAUCGAGCGCCAGGCCAUCGACCUCGUCCAGGUCCUCCUCGACCACGGGGCCAAGACCAACAUGGCCAGCCCCGACGGCCAGACGGCCGCCCACUACGCCGCCCUGGUGGGGAACAUCGAGAUCAUGAAGCUCCUGUUCCGCUUCUGCGCCGAGUUCAACGUCCAGGACUCCCGCGGCUGCACGCCACUCAUGGUCGCCGUGGCCGUCAACUCGUACCCCGUCGUCGAGCUGCUGCUCAAGAUGGGCGCCUUCGUCAACGCGUCCGACAAGUCGCGCGCGACGCCGCUGCACGUCGCCGCCGACAAGGGGUCCGUCCCCAUCACGAAGCUGCUCAUCGCGCACGGCGCCGCCCUCAACGCCAGGGAUAGCCUCAAGCGGACGCCGCUCAACAUCGCCUCCUACAGGGGCCACGCCGGCGUCGUCGACUACCUCCUCGAGAAGGGCGCCGACUUCUCCAUCGCCGACCGGGACGGGAACACGCCGUUCAUGCUUGCCACGCACAAGCAGCCCGUCGUGUUCGAGCUCCUCCUGAGGAAGGGGGCUAAUGCCAAGGUCACGGGGUUCAGGGGGAGGAUGCAGCGGUACCUUAAGAUCUCGACGUACUAG
Messenger RNA from Clonostachys rhizophaga, 1932 nucleotides. Lineage: Eukaryota; Fungi; Ascomycota; Sordariomycetes; Hypocreales; Bionectriaceae. The record is from the annotation of a GenBank genome assembly.